Molecule: messenger RNA, 1206 nt
Organism: Ornithodoros turicata
Lineage: Eukaryota; Metazoa; Arthropoda; Arachnida; Ixodida; Argasidae
Exons: 1
Coding region: 1-1206 (401 amino acids)
Source: RefSeq, a predicted model, not a curated record
AUGCAGCUGUGCGAUGACAGCGAAACGAUAACAGACAACCGUGAAUACGAGGACGCUCAAAUACCAGCGAAGCUCAGCAUGGUUACACUAGUAGAGGCAUCUCGAAGCCUCGAGGAAUUGCAUGCGUGUGAAUCGUCAUUCGCCACUGUCAGAGCAGCAGAAGCAAGAGGCAUGCACCUGAAAUCAGAUAAAGCAGUGCAAACAAGCAAUACAGUGGACGUGAUCAAAAUGGACCACCCCUACUCUAAAACAGGUGUGAAAAUGGCAACGGUGGAGACUCAGACUGUAAUGUGUUCAGUGCCAGCUUCCCAUGGGCUCACUGAGGAAGACAACAGAUUCUACACUGGUAUUAGUUUGGAAGCCUUCACUAACCUCGUAGCUGUGGUGAGCUCCUUAAGCCACCCACCUUGCUGCAUGUCAAUUGCAGACCAGGUCCUCCUAACGCUUAUGAGGUUACGUCUCGGCCUACUUUACGGAGACCUGGCAAGACGACUUAAAGUUUCCACGUCACAGAGUGGCAAGAUAUUCCGCUACAUGACUGGAGUCCUGGCAGAUGUACUCGGUAAAGUCAUCGUUUGGCUACCGAAGCAAACUAUCCGGGCCAACAUGCCGGCACAAUUUAUCGAAGGGGGAUACGAGGGCACUACAUGUAUCAUCGACUGCAGCGAAGUGCAGAUGCAGCGACCACGGGUGCUGUACUCAAGUGGGCAGACGUACAGCCAUUAUAAAAGCUCGAACACUGUGAAGUUCCUCAUUGCGGUUGCACCUGAUGGCUUCAUAAUGUUUAUUUCCGGUGCAUACGGUGGCCGUGCGUCAGACAAGUUUAUUGUAGAGGAUUCACACUUCUGUGCGUACUUGUCACCGUACGACGAGAUUAUGGCAGACCGUGGCUUCGGUCUAACAGAAGACAUGAAAGUCAAGCGUGUGAAGCUAAAUGUUCCUGCAUUCUGGUCACGAAGAAUAUCAACAUUGAGAAUUCAUGUCGAACGAGCGAUCAAUCGGAUCAAGACCUACCGGAUAUUCAAACAGCCCUUGCCCAUACAUCACAAAAAGUUGAUGAACAAUAUCCUUCUGGCAUGUGCAGGGCUAUGUAACCUCAAGAGGCCCCUAAUUGCAGAGCAGCAUGUGCCUGUGGACGAGGAGGAUGAAGAAUGUGAUGAUGAACCUGUGGACGAAUGUUAUGCAGAAAUAGUUGGACAGUACUAA